AUGCAGUUCACAAACACCCUCGCCGUCGCCGCCUCCCUCGUCGCCGCCGUCUCCGGCGCCGCACUCCCCCAACCCGUCACCUCCUGCCCGGGCGGCGGCACCACCCCCGGCCUCCCCGCCGACGCCAAGUUCCAGCUCUUGGCCCUCGGCCUCCCCGGCGAUGUCUUCCCCAUCUUCCAGGCCGCCCUGGGCAGCAUCUUCCUCGAGCUGCCCAACCAGAACGCCACCUGCGACAACACCGACGACGACAACUUCGCCACCUUUUACCUGAACCAGACCGACGGCGGCCUCUACCUCUACGGCCCCGCCGCCGCCCCGCAGCAGAUGUUCACCGACCGCUCCGGCAUGGGCCAGGGCAAGUUAGGCUACAUCAGCGGCGACGUGCACGCGCCUCGCAACGCCGAGGUCACCGGCUGGCAGGUGGACCAGUACGGCGUGCUCACCCUCAAGGGCGCGUCUUUCCUGGCCUGCCCCCACAGCAUCGAGGACAGCUGGUCCGUCUCGGUCGCGACCGGUGUUGACCCUGUUGGUAAAUCUGGCUGCGUCGGCAUUGUUGUCGGCACCUUGCAGAUCGACGAGCUCGACAGCUGCAGCUACACCCCUUCACCUUAA
This is a messenger RNA of Colletotrichum orchidophilum, 612 nucleotides long. Its product is annotated as cell wall protein PhiA. NCBI's taxonomy places the organism in Eukaryota, Fungi, Ascomycota, Sordariomycetes, Glomerellales, Glomerellaceae. The transcript has a single exon. The record is from RefSeq and is a predicted model, not a curated record. Bases 1 to 612 code for a protein of 203 amino acids.